This is a messenger RNA of Oreochromis niloticus (Nile tilapia), 1771 nucleotides long. It is a transcript of the gene agt, whose product is annotated as angiotensinogen. The transcript has 7 exons. Gene Ontology annotation, molecular function: serine-type endopeptidase inhibitor activity. Lineage: Eukaryota; Metazoa; Chordata; Actinopteri; Cichliformes; Cichlidae. The record is from RefSeq and is a predicted model, not a curated record. Gene Ontology annotation, biological process: regulation of systemic arterial blood pressure by renin-angiotensin; regulation of apoptotic process. Bases 181 to 1572 code for a protein of 463 amino acids.
CCUGACUGACUCAAUGGUACUUUGGUUAAUCAGUAACUAGAGUGGGAGCACACAGCUGGCCGGGUGGGUUAAAGUAAGAGUGCAGAGGAGUCAGGAUCUCACUUAGCACCUCAUUCAGCAGCAACAACAGCAGACCCAUCUGAGACAACCGUUUUAGGGUAAUUUCCAACCAAAGGUAAAAUGCAGAGACUGUGGUCACCUCUUCUCGUCCUCCUACUAUACUGCUGCCUCUCAGGAAGCCAAGCCAACCGAGUCUACGUUCACCCCUUCUAUCUUUUUGCUGCUGAGAAUGUCAGCUGUGAGACCCUGCAGGCCCCCAUGGUUAAGCCUCUGGAGACACUUCCUGUGGCUCCCCUUGACAAUGAAGUCUUGACUCCGGACCACAGGGAUCCAUCAAAAGUCGAUGUACAGAGGCAAAACAUCACAGAGAGGACAGCAGUUUUGGCAGGGCUAUUAAAUGCUCUGGGCUUGAGGAUGUACAAGGCUCUCAGCAGCAAGCAGCACAGCGCUAACACCCUCUUAUCUCCAGUCAACACCUUUGGAUCCCUGGUCACCUUCUACCUGGGAGCCUCCAGGAAGACAGCAGGUUCAUUCCAGCUUCUACUAGGCCUGAGUAGGGAAACUGAUGGAGAGGACUGCGUGUCCUUAAUGGAUGGACACAAAGUUCUUAAGACCCUGCAGGGCAUUAAUUCUCUUCUGGACGAUGGACCCAAAGAUGAAAUCACUACCCAGGUUUGGGCCUUCACUCGCCAGGAUGCUCAGCUGUCCGAGGACUUUAUUCAAGGCACACAGGACUUCUCAGACACAUCGUUUAUCCGAGGUGUGGACUUCUCCAAACCUCAGGUAGCAGAGCAGCUGGUCAACAGCUUUGUGGAGAUGACGUCAGAUGGGAAGGUGAAGGAUAUCUUCAAAGAUCUGAAUGCCACCAAUAACCUUCUGUUCAUCACCUCCUUCAACUUCCAAGGAAACUGGAAGAAAGCUUUCCAGCCAGAUGAGACAACCUUGAAGGAGUUUCAUGUGGAUCAAACAACCACAGUAAUGGCUCCACUGAUGACCCGCACGGAUCAGUACCACUACUUCAACGAUACGGUGCGGCGAUGCACCAUUGUGAAGCUGUCUCUGAGCAAACGCUCCUACAUGUUGUUGGUCUUGCCUCAUGAGGGGGUUAAACUCGGUGAUGUGGAGUCAAAGCUGCGCAGAGACGUCAUUUCUGACUGGCACCAAAAUCUUCAGGAAGGUCUCCUGGAGCUGUCACUCCCCAAGUUCUCCAUGUCCUCUGUGACUGAUUUGCGUGACCUGCUGACUACCAUGAAUCCCGAAAUCGAGGCCAAACUGUUGGGCUCCAAGGCCGAGUUCAGCCAACUCAGCAACACCAAACCCUUCACCAUAGAUAAGGCCAUCAACAAAGUGCUGUUUGAGAUGUCAGAGGAAGGAGCAGAACCUCAGGACCCGACACAGGAAGAGGGCGUCCCUCUGAAGCUGUCCAUUAACAGGCCUUUCUUCUUUUCUGUUAUAGAAGGAAAUUUUAACUCCAUCCUUAUGCUGGGCAAGAUCAUAAAUCCUCUGCUCUAAUGAUAUAUAGUGCUUUAAGUGAACAAACCCCCCUGACAUGAAAAAUUUCCCACAUACCAGGCCUAUUUCUUUACAACGUACUUUAUCAUCUACAGCUUUCAUUUCUGCAGGAAAUCUUUCAUGGUGCAGACAUUGUGUUUAAAUCAUAGAUUUGUUUUCCUUCUGAAAUAAUUCUCACAUACAGUGCAUGAGGAAUUAA